AGACCUAGAAGCCUUUAACUAUCGAACUGCACACUCAAUUGCAAAAAUGGCCUUGCUAGUCGACAAACUGCGGCCACGGUCGCUAGAUGCCCUCACAUACCACCCCGAGCUGUCCGCGCGACUGAAAUCAUUGGCGCAAAGCGGCGACUUCCCUCAUCUGCUCAUGUACGGACCAUCAGGCGCAGGAAAAAAGACACGAACCAUCGCAACGCUCAAAGAAUUGUACGGUUCCGGAGUUGAAAAGAUCAAGAUCGACGCUAGAGUCUUCCAAACGACAAGCAACCGCAAACUCGAGUUCAAUAUAGUGUCUUCGGUCUAUCACUUGGAGAUCACCCCGUCGGAUGUUGGAAAUUAUGAUCGUGUUGUGGUUCAGGAGCUGUUGAAGGAGAUUGCGCAGACCCAGCAAGUCGAUCUCUCGGCGAAGCAGCGCUUCAAGGUCGUUGUGAUCAACGAGGCCGAUCAUCUUACUCGUGAUGCGCAGGCAGCGCUGAGACGAACGAUGGAGAAGUACAGUCCCAACUUGAGGUUGAUUCUGUUGGCCAAUAGCACCUCCAAUAUUAUCGCUCCUAUCCGGUCCCGUACCCUGCUGGUCAGGGUUGCUGCUCCGAAUGAAGAGGAAAUCUGCACUGUACUGAGGAACGCGGCUAAGAAGGAAGGAUGGCCUGAGGCAAGUGGGUUGAAUAAGAGGAUUGCUAAGGAGAGCGGGCGGAACCUUCGUCGCGCGCUCCUUAUGUUUGAGGCUAUUUAUGCUCAGAAUGAGAAAGUUACGGAUAACACACUCAUCCCGCCACCCGAUUGGGAAGCUUUGAUUGCGUUGACUGCCGAAGAGAUCCUGGCAGAGCGGUCGCCAGCUCGUCUGUUGCAAGUCCGCGCACGCUUAUACGACCUUUUGACGCAUUGCAUACCACCGACUACUAUUAUCAAGUCUUUGACAUUCAACCUGAUCACAAAGGUCGACGAUGCUCUAAAGCCUGAUGUCAUCAGGUGGUCGGCGUUCUAUGAGCACAGGAUCACUCAAGGCAGCAAAGUAAUCUUCCACCUCGAAGCAUUCGUUGCCAAGUUCAUGCGCAUAUACGAAAGUUAUCUGAUGGGCAUGGAAUUCUAAAAUAACGAAGAUAAUAAUACCCAAC
Molecule: messenger RNA, 1130 nt
Organism: Aspergillus costaricaensis CBS 115574
Lineage: Eukaryota; Fungi; Ascomycota; Eurotiomycetes; Eurotiales; Aspergillaceae
Product: replication factor C subunit 5
Exons: 6
Coding region: 47-1105 (352 amino acids)
Biological process (GO): DNA repair; DNA-templated DNA replication
Cellular component (GO): Elg1 RFC-like complex; Rad17 RFC-like complex; nucleus
Molecular function (GO): DNA clamp loader activity; ATP hydrolysis activity; DNA binding
Source: RefSeq, a predicted model, not a curated record